Messenger RNA from Neodiprion fabricii, 5696 nucleotides. RefSeq names its product double-stranded RNA-binding protein Staufen homolog 2 (gene stau). Bases 459 to 2783 code for a protein of 774 amino acids. Lineage: Eukaryota; Metazoa; Arthropoda; Insecta; Hymenoptera; Diprionidae. The record is from RefSeq and is a predicted model, not a curated record. The transcript has 9 exons.
CUCCGAAAUCCGACGAAAGUAAUUUCGUUGUAUUUGGCGAUCGAGUUUUUCAAAUAACGAGAGAUUUUUAUCACGGAAUCGUAGGACGUUGUCCCGCGGACCGAAAGAUGCAGCAUUUCCCCAAUUAUUGACAUUAGGAAUUGCAAAUAUGUGGGAAAAUCGCCGAUGUCGGAGUGAAAAAAAAGCGGCAGGUGGGGCGAAUCGGUGUAUGCGUUGUCGCAUGCUUACGCUGACUUCGCUAGGGAGGCAACGGCGGCGAGCUCAGAUCACACAUCAAAAUGGCCGCAUUUUAGUCUACAGACUGAUUUUCUUUACUGUUUGCCAAACGUGGUAAAAGGGUGCAUAAAGUGUUCGUUUAAGUGACGCGAUCUGUUUCGCUGAAAAUUCCUCCGUCGUCAGAGCAGAAGUUUUUCGUGAAAUAGACGGGCUUUCGGUUUCGAAGAGUGGGUUUUGGUAGGAUGUUGCGACACCAACAUCAUUCGAUGCAAAAUCAACUCAGAGAGCAGAAUAGAAUGGCAGGACCUAUGCAUCCGAUGCAGCAGCAUCCACAUCAGCCGCAGCAUCCUCAUCAACAUCGAAGUCCACACAUACCGCACCCUCAACAACAAUUAGCGAUGGCUGCACAUCAACAUCCUCCUCACCAAAUACCACACGGUAUCGCUCCUCAGAACAAUCCUCGACAGCCAGUGUUGCUUGGAAUCAACUCGCAACACACUAAUGGCGUAAUGGCUAACGUUGGAUUAAUCGACCAGAGCAAUACAGUUGCUGGUACUCUUCCCACUCAACUCACUGUUCAACAAGGACAACAUCAAACUGACCAACUGUCUCAACAGCAACUGCAUAAUCAACAGAAUGCGGAACAGAAUAAUUCACCUCCGAAUGAAGACAACGGAGAGUCCAGGGACCAGAGUCCAUCAAAUCAGAACCAAAUCAACACAAAUAAUACAAAUUUGGCAAACAUGAAAGAGAAAACUCCGAUGUGUCUCGUCAAUGAACUCGCAAGAUUUAAUAAAAUCCAACACCAGUAUAGAUUAACCAAUGAAGAAGGCCCUGCACAUAAAAAAAAGUUUACUGUUACUCUAAAACUUGGUGAUGAAGAAUUUGUUGCCGAAGGUCCAAGCAUUAAAAAAGCACAGCAUAGCGCAGCCACAAAAGCACUUGAAGAUACCUGGUACAGACAUCCACCGCCAAAACCAGCAAGGGCAAUGAGGAUCUUACAUCCAGGAAAAUGUCCUGCUGCUUCUGAACAUCUACCACCAACAGUGGAAUUAAACGCUUUAGCAAUGAAACGUGGUGAACCAACAGUUUACACAUUUAGCCAGGCUCCUCCAGCCCCUCUGCAACAGUUUGUGCCACAUGGAUAUGGAAACUUUCCUCGAAUGAUGACCCCACGUUAUCCAACCUAUAACCGUGGAUUUCAAUCACAGCAGCAAGGACUCUAUGUUGUAACAUUAAAGGUUGGAGAUCGCGAAUUUCUUGGAAGAGGUGUUACUGGACAGGCUGCACGCCACGACGCCGCUAGCCGAGCUUUGGAACAACUGCGCCAGCUACCAUUGCCUGAAGAAAUAACAAACACUUGUGCUGCAAACGACAAUGGAACAUUGAAUGGAAUAGAUGAUCCUAAUGCGGAAUUGAAAAGCCCUGUUUCGCUUGUUCAUGAGACGGCAUUGAAACGAGGCCUUUCGGUAAACUUCGAAGUUGUAUCAGAACGAGGCAAGCCACAUAUCCGAAUUUUUGUUACCAAAUGUACAGUUGGGGAUAGAACUACAACUGGAGAGGGAUCAUCAAAGAAGGUAUCGAAAAAGCGUGCCGCAGAAUUAAUGCUGGAUGAGUUGAAACGCCUCCCUCCUAUUCCUCUUACAAUUCAAACUCCCUCUGUACAGCGUUUAAAACGAAAACCACCAGCAACCAAAAAAAAAUCACGAAAUCUCAUAAAAGUUUAUCAAGAACCUCGCACUGAGCCUGAGGCGGCCGAGGAAGUGAAUCCCAUUUCUCGUCUCAUCCAAAUUCAACAAGCAAAACGCGAAAGAGAACCGGUUUAUACACUUGUAGAUGAAAAGGGCGCUCCACGACGUAGAGAAUUCAUCAUGGAAGUAACUGUCGGAUCAAAUUCUGCUCAAGGAGUUGGGCCAAAUAAGAAAUUAGCUAAACGAGCUGCUGCUGAAGCACUACUAAUGCAAUUGGGAUAUAGUAAACCACAGCCUCAGCCAGUUAAGCCUUCAAUCAAGACAGGAGAUAAUGAAAAUUCUGAGGGAAAACCAAGGAAGGUUACGUUCUUAGAAGAAGAUCAGGUCAACGAAAUUCCGAAUCAUUCUGUUGGCGGUACAACUGGACGACAACUAGUUCCCGGGCUUCUGUUGGUAGAUGGAGGCCAGGAAUCAAAACUUGGUGGAGGACCCAGUGUUCAAGCUGUAGCUGAGGAAUUACGUGGUCAGCAACAGCAUCAGACCCCCGUUGUUUCCCCCAAAGAUCAGUUGAGGUAUUUGGCUCAGCUACUAAGCUUUGACAUACAGUUCAGCGACUUUCCAAAGGGCAACCAUAACGAAUUCCUUUCUCUUGUCUCUCUGAGCACUGAUCCGCCCCAGGUGUGUCAUGGUGCUGGACCAACAACAGAUGCAAGUCGAGAUCAAGCUGCGCUCACAGCUUUGCGCACUCUCAGCAAGCUUGGCUUAGACAAUGUAACAAACCCGCAAAACAAAAAAGAUAAGGGAGCCUCAGGGGAUGGCUUACACAUUAGUAAUCAAGUUAAAAACACCAUGCUAAAUGGAGCCAUUAUCAAAUAAAUGAAAACGGGCUUUGGAUAAAUUUCGAUUCAAUUUUAAUUUAACAGUGUUUUCUAUAUUUUGCUAAGUGCUUUCUAUUGACAUGUGAUUGUUGUACUGAAAGUAUUUGGAAAAUAAGCUCGUGUUAGUAUUGAAACCGAAAAAUGAAAAUUGCUCUUAUGCAAACAAUACAGAUUAAUUUGAUAGAAAUUAUAUGUAUGAGCCCAACAAAGUAAUGAAAAUUUCUUAUUAUUAAUUCAAUGCUGUAAUAAUGUCCACAAUUUCCAAAAUCAAUGGAUUUUGAUAUCUGAGAUAAAAUGCGGCCAUCUAUAACUAUCUUCUGACGUUACAGAUCAAUUGCCAUGAAUGUAAACUAUAUCUAAUUACCUAACACUGAUAUGUGAACUGAAUAUAAAUCAAUAGUUUCUUUUUUCGAUUCAUUUUAAUCUAACGCUUAGAUAGAUUCUUAUACAAAACAUGAAUAUUUAUUAUUCCAAUUUUUUUUUUAUCAAAAUCUCAUAACCAUAUUCGUAAAUAAAUAAUAAAGUUAUCAAGUAUCAUGUAUACACAAUCAGCCAAUAUUGUUAGAUGAUUCUGACAGCAAAUCUGUCGAGUUGUGUUGCAUAAAAUAAAAUAUAUAUUUGAAAAUUGAAAUCACAGAAAAUACAAAGAAAAAACGGAAAAAGAUAGGUAAUUUGAUGUACACUGUUCUAUGCUCCAAUGUGCUUUUAAAACAGGGCCUAGAAGCACUCUGAGGUUAUAUUCAUGUUAAUAUCUAAUGUAAUAAGAGAUAAGAAAAGAUGUAUCAAAGCUUUCAUGAAUAACUUGUAAACUGGAAAUCUCUACUUUGUACAAGAUGUUGAAUUGGAAGUUUUGAUAAACAUACAGAGGUAAAAUUUCAAAUUCGUCUCGUCUUGUAAUUAUUUUCAACAAUUCUAAUUUAAUUCUUCUAAAUGUAAGAAUUAGAUUCAUACGACGUAUCGAAUUUUGAAAUAUUACCGUUAAUAAAAAAUACUGAAAAAAGAUAAAAAAAAACAUUCACAUAAUAUAAUAAUGGAUGUAGGCAAUUUGGAGCUCAGUACAGGAUCGAGGCAAAAUAAAAUUAGGUUGCACAUUUAUUUUAUUUUAAUUUUCUUUUAAAAUGUAACUGACGCUUUGGUUUUCAAUUUUAUUUUCAUAGACAUGUACGUGAAGUUCUGUGCUGAAACUCCCAAGCAACGUUAUCUUAUAUUCAUUAUUCAUAUUGCAUACAUUACAACAUUAAUUAAAAUUUCAAACUAUGAAUGAUCGUUAAUUUUUAAUUAAUAUACCUAGUUUUUUUUACGCUAAGCAAGCGUUUGAGAUGUUUGAAACAUUGCAAGUUACUCUGAGUGAAUUGUUUUCAUAUUCACGCGUUUUUUUUCUUUAUCAUUGUUUUUUACAAUAUAUACUUACCAUUUUGUCAAGUUGUUUAUAGAUUACUUCACAAGUUGAUGAAUGUUCAUUUUCCCAGAUAUCGCAUUGUAGUUUCACAUGGGUCUAUGUGUGAAUGGGGUUCGUAAUUCUUUUUCAUGAAACUCAGCUACAAAUUGUAUAUAACAGAAUAUCAACUGAAUUUGAUGUAGCAAAUGAUGAAAAAUUUUGAGAUAAAAAAAUUUGAAGAGUCCCGAAACUUGAGUAAAGCCAAAAAUUGUUUUACAAUAGGACCUCCCAUCCCCUGGAUUACUGAUUUGAACGAAAUACGAUAUGGUGGUAUUAUUCGGCUACAAGUGCAUAACAGUUAAAUACUAGCAGCAAUGUCCAGGCUGAGCUCCUGCCCAAAAAAACGCUCAGUAAAAUUCGAUAUGGAUGGAAUUAUUUUGAAUUUGCUUUCACCUGAUUUAGAUUUUUUGAAUGUAGCUCCAACGUAAACGUAUAUAUUAAAUUAUUCAAAAAAUGUAUAUAACAAACAAUUUAUAAUAUGCAACAAUGUUUUUUGUUACUGCUAGUAUCUUCUAGUGUAUGAGGUAUUUCCUGAUAAGGAAUAUUUCGUAUUACAUUUAUGCCAAAUCACGUUCUAAACAGUGAGUCAACCAGUGGGAGUUCUUGUUAACUACCAGUAACAGGCACGGCUGUUUCAAUAGAAAACGAAUCAUGUAACUCCAGAAGAUGAAGCUCAAAUGAGCCUUACUUUACCCACAUUAAUGUAUUACACGCCUUAUAGAGAUAGUUGGUAAAAUAUUAAAGUAUUAUAAUCAAUAUAAAAUCUAAGAUAUUUGGGAAAAAUAAUUUUAUGCGCAACAGUUCUAAAAGCAAUUUUUGAUAUUUAACCAUAAUCCUAGUUAGUUAUGCUAAAAAACGAAUUUCACAGAUACUGAAGUAUGGAUUGAUUCCGUUAGAAAUGUACUGAUCAUGAGUUUUUAUGCUGCUAUUAAAAUCGUCAAUACCCGUAGUAUGGAUUCUUCGUUUUGGAACGAAAAUAAAUAGUUGAACAAAAUAAAUAUCCAAUUUUAGAACUGUUGGCUACGAUUGCGACAUGAUUUUCUCUGCAAAUCGAUUAAAUAAUUGUCUCACUUAUAAUGUAACCGAUGACUGUGGAAGUCAUGUAAUGCCAAGUCUGUGUAUGUCUCUUACAUCCAAUUUAAUCAGUUUUGAAGUAUAUGAAGUUUCUGUAGUUGAACAGCAGGAAAGUAAAGAUAUAGUUGUAAAUUCUAUUAUAAUUUUAAUUUCUGGAACAAUAACAAAUUUUCAAAAAUUAUAAUUUAUUCCUGCGUUGAGGCAGUAGCAAUUUAUUAUUGUAAAUUGUACAAAAAUUACAAAUUAGUACUACGGAAAUUUUCAAUGCCUGCCAAGUUUUUAUGGGUCUUCAGGAUGGAGCUAACAGAAUAGACUUGGCAAGAAUGGGUUUGACCAUUCCGAACAUUGUCGGUUUGUAUUCGAAAUCAAUAAACAAUUACAAAAAUGUUGAAAAGUCAA